Messenger RNA from Grus americana (Whooping crane), 4384 nucleotides. It is a transcript of the gene SLC34A2, whose product is annotated as solute carrier family 34 member 2. The record is from RefSeq and is a predicted model, not a curated record. Gene Ontology annotation, biological process: sodium-dependent phosphate transport; intracellular phosphate ion homeostasis. Gene Ontology annotation, molecular function: sodium:phosphate symporter activity. Gene Ontology annotation, cellular component: vesicle; apical plasma membrane; brush border. The transcript has 17 exons. Lineage: Eukaryota; Metazoa; Chordata; Aves; Gruiformes; Gruidae. The coding region runs from base 342 to 2705 and encodes 787 amino acids.
CUCGGUUCCAGCCCAAGAAGAGCCCAAAGUGGAAUGCGACUCUGCUUGUUUUGUUCAUAUUCAGAGAAGCACGUUGUUGGUGCUAAAAGUAGUAACAAAUAACCAUGACUACAAAGCCAAAGAAAGCAGAGGGAGAAUCCGGGAACCCUGGAUAUACAUGAAGACUGCUGGUCAUCAACCAUACAAACAGCUAUGAGAAUAAGAGACACUGAAGAAAGAUCCCGAAAUGUGGGAUGUUGUGGUUCCUCAUGCGUGCCUGUAACUUGACUGCUUUGGCCAGAAGAGGAGUGUUUGUCACAGUAAAAUGAAGCCCUUGGUAAUGUCAAAACCAGUCUCAUUAGAUGUCUCCGGAAUUUGGGCUUCUAAUUCACAGUGGACAGGUCAGCACCAGCCGCUGGAAGAUGGCACCAGAAAGACUUGUAGUAGUGCCAACCCAAGCUCGUCUAUUCACAAAGAGGGCCUUUGCACAGGACUCUGUGCUUGGGCCCACAAGUGAGAUGCAAAUGAGUCAUGUUUGUAUUGAAUUCUCUGAAGUUUCCAUCAAACACUGGCCAGCGCUUCCUCACCCAGAAGCUGCCAACACCCCUUCCACCGAUGUCAAUGGAAAGAGCGGUUUCAGUGGCUGCCCAGCUGAUCCGUUCGCUCUGUUGUCUGGGAAGAAAGAAGCGUCACAGAUCAUGGCUCCCUGGCCUGAGGUGGAAAAACCUGAAACCAAUAACUAUAUUGGGGAUUCUUCCAAACAAAACCAGAACAUGGCUGGGAAAGAAGGAGAAAAUCACAAAGGCAACGUGGCUUCACUUGGAAAUAAAGGGGAAAUUCAACCUGCGUUUUCUACAAUAGCCUUGAUAGACGAGACAAGGCCAGAAGAAAGCGACCCAUGGGCUUUGCCAGAACUGCAGGACACUGGGGUCAAGUGGUCAGAAUUGGAUAGAAAAGGAAAAAUCAUUCGUGUACUCUACGGGAUAGGGAAGUUUAUUAUGCUACUUGGAUUACUCUACUUGUUCGUGUGUUCUCUGGAUGUACUGAGCUCUGCUUUUCAACUGGUAGGAGGUAAAGCAGCAGGAGACAUUUUUAAAGAUGAUUCAGUGCUGUCUAAUCCUGUUGCGGGAUUGGUGAUUGGAGUUCUGGUGACCGUUAUGGUCCAGAGCUCCAGCACUUCUUCAUCCAUUGUGGUCAGCAUGGUGUCCUCCACACUGCUGACUGUUCAAUCAGCUAUCCCUAUCAUAAUGGGGGCAAACAUUGGCACCUCAGUUACAAACACAAUUGUGGCACUCAUGCAAGCUGGGGACAGGAAUGAGUUUAGAAGGGCCUUUGCUGGGGCAACAAUCCACGAUUUCUUUAACUGGCUUGCUGUGUUUGCGCUGUUGCCCAUUGAAGUUAUUUCUGGCUAUCUUUACCAUCUCACCAAUGCUAUAGUUGAGUCCUUUCAUCUUGAAAGUGGUGAGGAUGCCCCUGAGCUACUAAAAGUUAUCACCGACCCCUUUACAAAGCUUAUCAUUGAGCUUGAUAAAUCAGUAAUAAAUGCAAUUGCUACGAAUGAUGAAUCAGCAAAAAACAAAAGCCUGGUAAAGAUUUGGUGUGUAACUGAAACCAACGUGACACUGCAGAAUGUCACAAUUCCACCCUCAGAAAACUGCACAUCUCCUGACCUUUGCUGGACUGAAGGAAACACGACGUGGACCCUCAAGAAUGUAACUGAAACAGAAUAUAUCAGUAAAUGCCGGCAUCUCUUUGCAGAGGCAGACCUGCCUGAUCUUGCCAUCGGUCUCAUCCUUCUGGCUUUGUCCCUGCUUGUUCUGUGCUCCUGUUUGGUGAUGAUCGUUAAGCUAUUAAACUCUGUGCUUAAAGGACAAGUGGCGAGCGUUAUCAAGAAGACAAUCAACACUGAUUUCCCAUUUCCUUUUACUUGGCUAGCAGGAUACUUGGCUAUGCUUGCAGGGGCUGGUAUGACCUUUGUUGUCCAAAGUAGUUCUGUUUUCACAUCUGCUAUUACACCCCUUGUUGGCAUUGGCGUUAUAAGCAUUGAGCGUUCUUAUCCCCUAACCUUAGGAGCUAACAUUGGCACAACUACAACAGCUAUACUUGCAGCUUUAGCAAGUCCAGGGAGUACAUUAAAAUAUUCAUUACAGAUUGCCUUGUGCCACUUUUUCUUCAAUAUCUCUGGGAUUAUUCUGUUUUACCCGCUACCUUUUACCCGACUGCCAAUCCGCAUGUGCAAGACCUUGGGAAACAUAACAGCCAAGUACAGAUGGUUUGCUAUAUUUUAUCUUCUCGUCUGCUUCUUUCUUUUGCCUUUGUUUGUAUUCGGUCUGUCACUGGCAGGCUGGCCAGUCCUUUUGGGUGUUUGCCUUCCCCUGUUUGCUCUUUUUAUUGCUGUGAUUGUAAUUAAUGUUAUGCAGAAGAAGCGACCACAUUCACUGCCUGAGAAGCUCCAAAAUUGGGAUUUCCUACCCAUCUGGAUGCACUCCCUAGAGCCCUGGGACAAUAUCAUUAUGUCUUCGCUCGCCUUUUGUGGGAAACACUGCUGCGGCUUCUGCAAGUGCUGCAAAGUCAAUGCAGAACAGGAGGGUGCCAAAGACAACCAGCUAAAAACUAUGGAGGUUUAUGAAAACACCAUUGCGAUGGCUGAUGAAGAAAGAGGUGGAAGAAGGGCACCGGCUGCAGCUUGUGUUGAAAAAACAGGCACAAACAACACAGCCUUAUAGUAGCAGAUCAACCCAUAUUGUCAGAGAUACAACAUAGGACAGUCAGGCUCUUGAAAACCACCUUGGACAAUGCACUGAGGACAGAGUGAACAUUUUGUUAGGUUCCUGCAGCCAGUGAUAUAUCACUCAUCAAGGAAUGGAGUCAAACAAGCUUGACAGAGUUCCUAGAAAAUCUAUGAUCAGUUGAAAAGCUAAUGACAGAUUUACUCACAGAGGAUCUACUAUGUGGUACCUUCAUCCAAUGCUACCAGUGGCAAACAAAAGAAAUCCUGAUGUAGUCUCAUGAAGAGAGAGAUGAAAGGAGUGAUGAUCAAUUCAGACUUAAUUAAAAAACAAGCAAACAAACAAUGCACUUGUAGAAAAGCCUUUCUGACCUACUGGCUUAUUCAGCGGAGGCAACUUUAUAAUACCUAAAAAGCUCUGGAAAUGGAGGGGGGGGAAAAAAAGAGGGAAAAAAAAAAAGAAAAUCAUAAUGUUUUUAUUGCCCUGUUUGCAGUGAUCAAAAUGGAAAAUAGUAGUUUUCCCAGUAUGGGCAAAAUCUAGUAUAUGUGUGUGAAUGAAAACGAAAUGCUGGAACAUCUUUCAGAAGCUCUGGGAGUCCUACUCUGGCAAAAGGGCGUGCAUAAGCCCAUUUUGGGCCCUCUCUGUCUCCUUUAACACUGGGUAUAGAAUUUGUAAUUUUUUAUUAUCUCAAGGUAAAGGCCAUAAAACUAAUUGCUGAUCCCUCUGCCUGCUGAAGGUUAAGCACUGGGUUUGGAGACACUGGGUGGUUACCGAGACUUGACAGACUCAGGAUGUGGUUGUGUGGUCAUUCCUCUCUCUAGAUGGUCCUCCCCAAUCCUGUCCACCAUGUAACCCCACAAUCAGAGGAAUGGUGCAGGAGGGAGGAAGAGUGGCCAGUGCAGGGGAGGAGACAGCCACCCGAGCCUGGGCUGAUGCCAUGAGAUCUAUGUGUGACUGUGGCUCCAUUUGGCUGAGCCACAAAAUGACUUUUCAGAGUAGUGGUGGAGACUGGCUUUAGAGCUACAAAAGAGGGAACCUGGAGAGCAGCUUAUGGUUAGCAUGGGACAUAUGGUAACAUUUACUGGAGAAAGGAGAGUUCUCUCUGAACCACUCUUCUUGGAAAUAAUGUGAAUUUUACUGGCAAUUGUAUGUGGCAAUCCAAAUCCCAAAUAAAAUCCAUAAGUAGUGUAGUCACUACCAUGUGUAGUCAAUCCAUAGGUAGUAUAGCACUUGGUGGGCAGCUACUUGGGCUCAAAUGUUACUAUUACUGAUAUUUCAGUAAAUGCUUGUGAGGCUGCUCUGAAUCAUGGACUGACAAAAGGCAUAAUUUCAAUGUCAGAAAAAGAGCAUUUCAAAGAUAUACCCAAGGGUAGAGAGGAAGCUGGCAGAAGUGCUCACCCAGCCACUUUCCAUCAUUUAACAGCAGUCCUGGCUAACCAGGGAGGUCCCAGUUUAGCAAAUGUGAUGCCCAUCUACAAGAAGGGCCAGAAGUACGAUCUAGGGAACUACAGGCCUGUCAGUCUGACCUCGGUGCUGGGGAAGGUUAUAGAGCAGAUCAUCUUGAAUGCCAUCACGUGGCAUGUACUGGACAACCAGGUGAUCAGACUCAGUCAGCAUGGGUUUAUGAAAGGCAGGUCCUGCUUGACUAAUCUGAUGUCCUAUGACAAGGUGAUCCG